CAGUGGAUCUCUGCAGUCCAGGGCUCAGCCUGCAGYACGUUCUUAGCAGUAUCUCCUCCCCACGCUCCUAUUCUACCCCCCCACCCCUCGACUCCUCUCAGUUUCAGCCUCUUCUUUCCUGUCGUCUCAGUUUGUUUGCUUGGCUUUUUGGUCAUCAACUCUGAUUGCUUUUGCUGCCUCCUCUCCACUCUUCACUCCGUGUUGUGCUCCUGCUUCAGUCUGAACCUUCUUAUUUGUUUGUCUGGUGGAUGGAGUAAGGCGCUCUUUCAGCACCUGCACUCUCUGCUCCUCCUCUUUGCCUCACAUCUCAUGGGCAUCCGUGCAUCUCACAGACCAGAGCCUCAUGGUCGUGGAGUUGCCACUCAGCAGGGUCAAGCAGAGUCUCCCUUUCCAGAGCAGGAUGAGGAGAUCCUGGGCUCCGAUGAUGACGAGCAGGAAGAUCCCAAUGAUUAUUGCAGAGGUGGAUAUCAUCAUGUGAAGAUUGGCGACUUGUUCAACGGGAGAUACCAUGUGAUCCGGAAGCUGGGCUGGGGUCACUUCUCCACUGUGUGGCUGGCCUGGGACAUCCAGGAGCGGCGCUUUGUGGCCAUGAAGGUUGUGAAAAGUGCCGAACAUUACACUGAGACGGCUCUGGAUGAAAUCAAGCUGCUCAAAUCUGUAAGAAACACAGACCCCAGAGACCCCAACAGGGAGAAAGUAGUGCAGCUGCUAGAUGACUUCAAAAUUUCUGGCAUGAAUGGAACUCAUGUGUGUAUGGUCUUUGAGGUUUUGGGCUAUCACCUCCUGAAGUGGAUUAUUAAAUCAAAUUAUCAAGGCCUGCCUCAACCUUGUGUGAAAAGCAUCAUAAGACAGGUUCUGCAGGGCCUUGACUACCUUCACACCAAGUGUAAGAUAAUUCACACGGACGUUAAACCAGAGAACAUUCUGCUGACUGUCAACGAGCCGUACAUUAAGAAGAUGGCUGCUGAAGCUACUCAGUGGCAGAAGUCUGGGGCUCCACCUCCCUCUGGAUCUGCAGUGAGCACAGCCCCAGCACCCAAACCGACAGCCAAAAUGUCAAAGAACAAAAAGAAGAAGAUGAAGAAGAAGCAAAAGAAGCAGGCAGAACUGCUGGAGAAGAGGAUUCAGGAGAUGGAGGGAGGAGCUCUGCCUGAUGGAGGGGAGGAAGAGGAUGAUGAGGAGACAGAGGCCAAUGAAGAUGUAUCUUCCUCUGCCACCCUUCCUGUUUCUGCUACACUGCAGGACUUCACUAAUCAGUCUAGCACAGACUCGACUCCUGAUGAGCAGCCCCAACACAUGUCUCAGCUACUUGAACCUAAAGAGGCGGCGGUCGUGGAGCAGAACCGAAUGGAAGUCAACUGUAAUGGCCACGCGUCCUCACCAGAGAGCAAAACCAGUUCAGGGGAACAAGAAACCAAGCAGUCUGCAAAGGAGCUGGAGGACCAACAGAACGCAAACCAACCAGAAAACAACACAGAGACUCAGGAUACAUUAUGUAACAAAGAACAGGAGGAGAUCUGUAAAGCUUCAUGUGGAGAACCAGAACCAGCUGUGCAGCAGCUCCCUUCAUCCCUCAGCUCAGAUGAUGCUGUGGAACAAAAUGAGGGCGAAACGGAGCAAAAGAAGAUGGAGGACAUGGACACUCAAGGAGAGAGCAAACAAGGGAAUGAAGAGGAGGACAGUCAGAGUGAUUCAGCAGGCAGUAUGUUAGUCAACCCUCUGGAGCCUCUGAAUGCUGACAAGCUGCAGGUUAAGAUUGCUGACCUUGGAAAYGCCUGCUGGGUGAACAAACACUUCACAGAUGACAUCCAGACACGGCAGUACCGUUCGCUCGAGGUUCUGAUUGGAGCCGGCUACAGCACACCAGCAGACAUUUGGAGCACAGCCUGCAUGGCCUUUGAGCUUGCAACAGGAGAUUAUCUUUUUGAACCCCACUCUGGAGAAGACUACUCCAGAGACGAAGAUCACAUAGCGCUCAUCAUUGAGCUGCUGGGAAAAGUUCCUCGGAAGCUGAUCUUGUCGGGCAAAUACACCAAGGAUUUUUUCACCAAGAAAGGCGAUCUGCGUCACAUCACCAAGCUGAAGCCCUGGGGUCUGCUUGACGUGCUGGUAGAAAAGUAUGAGUGGUCCAAAGAGGAGGCGCACUGUUUCAGCAGCUUUCUGCUGCCCAUGCUGGACCUGGUGCCUGAAAGGAGGGCCACAGCAGCUCAGUGCCUCUCCCAUCCAUGGCUCACGUCCUAGAGGCCACACGUGCACCCCGCUGCUCUUUAUACUUCAAGAAUUCAUUAGGUUUCCUGAAGAAAACUCACGGUAAACAAGUACGCUCCUGUCUCUAAGAGCCUAAUUGUGCCUACACUGUGUUAUGUUCCAGCAUAGCUACACAUUCAGUGGACAGAGAAACUGCAGUCUUGUUAUGGUUUUCAUGUUUAUUUAAAUUUAACUCCAGGUAUUUACUUUUUUACUCAUCUAAUAAAACUUUAGCUUUUUUCUUUCAGACUGCUGCUAUUUCUCUACUUCUCACUGUUAAAAUUGAAAUACAUGUGCACUUUUUUCUCGUUGCAAAUGUAAAAAGCAGAAUGCUAUCAAAAACAAAAUGUCUCAAAGCCACUGACGAGCCAAAUCUGCUUCUCAGUCAUCGUUUCACGUGUGCCAGUUUUCAUACAUGUAGCUUAAAAUGCUGUGAUCGGAGUUCAUUUCUGCUUAGUGAGAAACAGACCAAAGCUGAACUCAUCACGUUAAAGGUUAAAAACUACAAUCCUAUUUCUACAUUUGUACACAGAGCACCACAAGAUCAGAAAUCAGAUUUUCAUACAUUCGAGUUGACAUGUGAUUGUAGGUAUUUUUAUUUUAAAGUGUCUGAAUUAGUUUAAAAGACAUUUGUUAUAACACAAUAAGAACAAAUAUUGGAUUAUUUCUUUUCAUAUUGCAUGACCUGGCAGAUAAUUUACAGGAGUAUUUCUUUAUUAAGUUACCUGUUUUGAGAGGCUUGUUUUUGUCAUCUUGUGUACAGUCAUUUUCCAAAGUUACUUUCCAGUUGUUGAACAGAUGAAGAAAGUGAAAUCUGAAGGGCUUCUAAAUGUAUUUCUAUCGUUUUAAAUGCUUUGAAACACCAUCGCGCAAUAAAUGUGCCGGAGUGUUUGAAAAAGGUUGUACUAAGUAUAAAUAAUGACUCAUCCCAGAUGUGCAUUUUUCUAACACAAGUCUCUUUUCUUCAUGUCUUCCUUUUACUUUUCUGUGAAAGUAUUCAGAAUAAACAUCGUUUCAAAUUUA
Austrofundulus limnaeus is the source of this 3270-nucleotide messenger RNA. It is a transcript of the gene srpk1b, whose product is annotated as SRSF protein kinase 1b. The record is from RefSeq and is a predicted model, not a curated record. Gene Ontology annotation, biological process: spliceosomal complex assembly; regulation of mRNA processing; intracellular signal transduction. Gene Ontology annotation, molecular function: ATP binding; protein serine/threonine kinase activity. Gene Ontology annotation, cellular component: cytoplasm; nucleus. NCBI's taxonomy places the organism in Eukaryota, Metazoa, Chordata, Actinopteri, Cyprinodontiformes, Rivulidae.